Saccharomyces paradoxus is the source of this 1653-nucleotide messenger RNA. RefSeq names its product divalent metal ion transporter SMF2 (gene SMF2). Gene Ontology annotation, molecular function: manganese ion transmembrane transporter activity; cadmium ion transmembrane transporter activity. The transcript has a single exon. The coding region runs from base 1 to 1653 and encodes 550 amino acids. NCBI's taxonomy places the organism in Eukaryota, Fungi, Ascomycota, Saccharomycetes, Saccharomycetales, Saccharomycetaceae. Gene Ontology annotation, biological process: intracellular manganese ion homeostasis; iron ion transport. The record is from RefSeq and is a predicted model, not a curated record. Gene Ontology annotation, cellular component: plasma membrane.
AUGACGUCCCAAGAAUAUGAACCUAUUCAAUGGAGCGAGGAAUUCCAAACAGACGAUAAUACCUCCAACCAUGAAUAUGGAGACGUCAAUACUACUACCCCUGAGCCGUUUCAUAGAACAGCUAUGCAGCAAGACUCAACAUCCUGGAGCCUAAUCAGAACAUUGAGGAAAUAUGCGAAGUUUAUCGGUCCUGGUUUGAUGGUGUCUGUAUCGUACAUGGAUCCUGGUAACUAUAGUACGGCUGUGGCAGCAGGUUCUGCUCAUCGGUACAAGCUUUUAUUUUCCGUCUUAGUUUCUAAUUUCAUGGCUGCAUUUUGGCAAUACCUUUGUGCCAGAUUGGGUGCUGUCACGGGCCUGGAUCUAGCACAAAAUUGUAAAAAACAUUUGCCCUUUGGGCUUAAUAUUACUCUUUACAUCCUGGCAGAGAUGGCUAUCAUUGCCACAGACCUCGCAGAAGUAGUAGGAACCGCUAUUUCGUUGAAUAUCCUCUUCCAUAUACCACUCGCCUUAGGCGUAAUUCUUACCGUGGUAGACGUUUUGAUUGUGCUGCUUGCUUACAAACCUAACGGAUCCAUGAAAGGUAUCAGAAUAUUUGAAGCUUUUGUUUCUUUGUUGGUGGUUCUUACCGUAGUUUGCUUUACUGUGGAAUUGUUUUACGCCAAAUUAGGGCCUGCCAAAGAAAUUUUCUCUGGGUUUCUACCCAGUAAAGCUGUUUUUGAAGGUGACGGUCUAUAUUUGAGCCUGGCAAUUCUAGGUGCCACGGUGAUGCCUCAUUCAUUAUAUUUGGGGUCAGGUGUGGUUCAACCAAGAUUAAGAGAGUAUGAUAUCAAAAACGGACACUACCUACCAGACGCGAACGAUAUGGAUAACAAUCACGGUAAUUACAGGCCAUCUUAUGAGGCUAUCAGCGAAACUUUGCAUUUUACUAUAACAGAAUUGCUGAUCUCACUGUUCACAGUGGCAUUAUUUGUCAACUGUGCUAUCCUUAUCGUAUCUGGUGCUACACUAUACGGUUCUACUCAAAAUUCUGAGGAAGCUGACUUAUUUUCUAUUUACAACCUACUCUGUAGCACUCUUUCCAAGGGGGCGGGAACGGUAUUCGUGCUGGCAUUGUUGUUUUCAGGACAAAGUGCAGGUAUUGUAUGUACGUUGAGUGGACAGAUGGUUAGUGAAGGGUUUUUAAAUUGGACUGUUUCUCCGGCAUUGAGAAGGUCCGCCACAAGGGCGGUAGCUAUCACGCCUUGUUUGAUUUUAGUGCUUGUAGCUGGACGUAGUGGGCUCUCCGGUGCCCUAAAUGCCUCUCAAGUGGUGCUUUCUCUCUUGCUGCCCUUUGUUUCUGCACCUUUACUUUACUUCACAUCAAGCAAGAAAAUCAUGCGUGUACAACUCAACCGCAGCAAAGAACUUUCAAGAACUACGGACAAAAAAUACGUGGGCGAUCGAAACGAAGACGAUGAAACCAUUGAGCUGGAAGAAAUGGGCAUUGGCAGCAGCUCACAGGAGCGCGGCCUAGUUUCUCCUGCUCCAGAAUACAAAGACAUGAGCAAUGGCAUAAUCGUCACCGUACUCGCGGUCAUAGUGUGGCUGAUAAUUUCGGGACUGAACUUCUACAUGUUACUGGGCUUUACCACGGGCAAAGAAGUACAUCUCUAG